CAUAUGAAUACAAUGACUAAAAACGAAUAAAUACAAUGUCACAUGGAUGGAAAAAAAAUUAUCAUCAGUGCAUUUUUGUAACUCUUCCAAAUAGAAAUGGUGAAUUUUUGGUGAAUAAUUGCCAGAAUGUGGUUAAAAAUGAAGUUCUCGUUAUUGCGCAGCAAAUUCUGUCGUAAGAGCAUUCUGAUGCUUCGUGUACAUUCGGCCACCUUCGGAACGAAUCUCGGGGCCUAAAUGUAAUGUAUUCCACGCUCGAUGCGCAAACCUGUCGAUGACGCUUGUUCGCGCGGUUUCUUUAAUUCGCAUUUGUGUCUGAAAAUAUUAGUGAUACAUAGGGCAAUAAUAACGAUGUUCACGAAUCGUUUUAUUGUCGAUCGAAGUGUCCCUGUUCGCUUCGUAGCAUCUCUUUGGUGUUGAAUAAAUGUUUCAUUGAAGCUUAAACCAGCUUGUGUAUUCUCGGUUCUCAUAACCUUUAAUGCCAACACGAAAUGAUUUGCCCUUUUUAAGUGGCAUAACUUUUAAGUGAUUUUUAUUAUACUUGUAAUGGAGAAAAAACAAACUGGAAUAGCGCAUGAUUCAGAAUCCAGUUCUACAAUCUCUUGUAUUGAUAGAAUCAAUAUUGAACUGUCAAAAAAGAUUAGUAUUGAUACUACUGAUAAUGAACUAUCAAAAGAGAGAGAAGACGAAUUAUUAUUUGGUGCAGAAGAAGAAGGAGAUGAUGAAGAUGUACUAUCCGAUGAUAGUUUGCGUUUAAGAUUAUCAGAUGAUGAAGAUGUGGAGCAAGAAGAUAAUAUAACAAACUCUACAAAUAUUACGGAAUUUAAAUUAAAAAAUAGACAAAGUGAAUAUGUAGAUGUAAUCACAGAAAAAAAUUUAUGCUCUGACAUACAACAAAUUGUUGAAGAAGUCUACAAGCCUGAUGAUGGAAAAUUGGAGCAGAAGAAUAAUUCAGCAAUUAAGACGUCCCAAAAUUCAACAUUAUUCUUAGAUGAUACAUCAGAAAACAAACGAAAACAAGAUAAUAUAUGUAAUUCGGAAAACAGCAGUAUGACUGUUAGUACAUCUACAGAAAAAUGUACUUCCAACUCUAAUAAAGAUUUAGAAAUUACUGUUGCAAGCAUUGAAUGUUCAAAUGCAGCAUCUGAACAACAUAUAGCAUUAGGAAAUGAUAAUUUAUCUACAAAAAAUCAUAUACAAAUAAAUAAUCUUCAAAAUGCAGAACCAGUAACUCACAGUAAUGAUAAUUUAAGAGAAACAAUCAGUGAUAAUAAAGAAACGAAUGCCACAAAUACUUGUGAGCUAAAUAAAUUGGAUAAUGUAGACAGUAAUAAUCUUGUUAUAGAUUCCGCUAAAGCUCAGGUUUAUAAAAGUGAAAAAUUAUCUACAUUUGCAAUUAUUGCUAACAGUGAUGAUAAUAAUUUAAGCGAAAAAGUAGUAGAUAAAACUUUUAAUGAUGAUAAUCAUUCUGUAAAAUGUUCAUUUGUCGAAAUUAAUAAUAGUCAAGAUCCUAAAAAUUCAAUCAAAUCUGAAAAUUCUGAUAAUUCUGAUUUAUUAUCUCAUAAAGAUUAUGUUGAACAUGUAAGUAAAACUUCAGAACACAAGGAUAUAAUACAAAGCAAAGAUACAUCAAAGAUACAACCUAUGAAAAAAGAGAGCAGUACUUUAUUAAUACAAGAUCAAAAUAAUUUGCUCAGUAUAAAAGACAGAAAUAAAGAAGAAAUAAAGAAAGAAAUAAAGAAUGAAGAUCGUAAUAUUAAUGAAUCUGUAACGCAAAUUAUAAAUAAUAAUUCUACAAGUACAUUGCAAAGAAUUUUAGAAUCUAUUGAUGUCAAAAAUUCUGAUAAUGAGAUUAAAAGUAUAAAUGUUACAAGAAGGAAACGAUCGAAAAAAACAAUUAAUACAGUAGAAAAUUGUGUUGAAGAAGACAAGCAAGGAAAAAAAGAAAACGGACGACAAAAAAGGAGAACUGCUAGAAAUGCAGAAGAGCUAAUCAGAAAAAAGUGUCUUAAUAGCGAUAGUGAUUCUAGUGAUUCUAGUACAGAACAAUUUGUACCAGUGAAUCACAAAUUGAAUCAGGAUAUACGUUCUGCGUCACCCCCUUCAUUAAAACGUAAUUGUUCAGACAAUGAAAUUUUUAAUAGUGUUAAGAAAGUGAAAAUGAGUAUUAAAUCUGAGGGAAAAAAUGAUAUUACAAAAUUAGCCUUUGUUGAGAAAUUUUUCCAAAGGGAUAUGAAAGAAAAAUUGCCGAAACUUACGCAGGAGGAACUGGAAGAACUUUUAAUUCAGAAGAUUGCGGAAACGAUCACGAUGCAUAGUGAAAUUGGACAAUUGAGAGAACAAGCUCGCAUCUCGGAGAAAUAUCAAGAAGUAAUGCGUACAAAGCUGCAGCAAUUAACAAAGCAAGUGAAAGAUUUUGAAAUGGUGGUAAAUCGUAACACAAUAGAUCGUCGUGCGAAUCCCGACAAGCCUGUUGCGCCUAUAAAAAUAAAUAGAUCCGUAGGCUUACAAGUCAAUUUCAUAACGGAACAUGGAAUACAGAGCUUACGACAGGUACAACAAACCUCGCAUGUUAAGCCUGUGACCGCUCCAAGUAAUGUUAGUUCCUCACCAGCUGAGUCAAAUAAUAACAACAAUAAUGCAACAAGACGCAAUGGUAUCAAAACAAGAUCGCCCCGACCUGCAGCGACUACGUCAACUCCUACAGUUCCACAGAGUCCGAUACAAACGGCGCCUCUUAUUUCUACUGUGACACCGGCGGCUCUAGUUGUUGCUAAACCCUUGGAUUCCACACACACGCUAACAUUAUCUAGCCAACCCCCUGGCCUUCAGCCAAUUUUACCUGCUCCACAACAACAGAUUCAGACACAUCCGCAACAAGCUAUUGUUCUAAAUGGUAAAAUACAAAAUCAAGUAAAUCGUCCAACAGUGAUAACUUCAAAACCAAAAAAUAACGAUCUUAUUGAUCUUACAGAUGAAGAAGAAAAGAAUAAAUCAGCAAAUGUAAAAGUCACAGCUAUAACUACAACCUCUAUAUUGGAGCAGCAAUUAAAUACGCCGAAAUAUACACAAUCCUUCCAAAGAGUAAUACAAACAAUUCCAACAAACGUAGUUCCAAUUACGCAACCGGCUAUAAAAGUGAUAACACCUAACCAGCCACCAGCAACUGCCCUUGUAAAUAAUAUGAAUCCGCCCAGAGUGGCAUAUGUAAUGCAAAGUAGUACAGGCUCACCAAGACAAGUACUAAUAACAUCAAAUGCUAAUCAGCAAGUACAGAUACGACCAGUAACUACAUGUAGACCAUCUUUUUCGACUGUUACCUAUAAGACAGGAAUUGCAAAUGGUACUGUUCGGGUAUUAACCACACCAGUUCUGUCAACUAUAAUUAAGCAUCCUGCACCAUUGCCAGAUACUCCAAGUUACGCAAUGACACCUAACUGGAAACUUCCACCACCUGCUCCGUCGUUAAAGAUUUCAAAAGUCUCAAAUGGUAUAGUGCUAUCCUGGAACAUGAAUCUGUCAGAUAAAUAUGCAGAUAUUGCUAGUUACCAAUUAUAUGCAUACCAAGAAGUUACUGGUGUAAAUCCUAAUACAUCAUUGUGGAAGAAAGUGGGAGAUGUGCGGGCACUGCCGUUACCUAUGGCGUGUACCUUGACUCAGUUUUCUGAAGGUAACAAUUAUUACUUUGCGGUCAGGGCGGUCGAUACACAUUCUAGAAAAGGACAGUAUAGUAUACCUGGUAAUAUUUCUCUAUAAGAAAAAAUGUGUUACAUUUCAUGAUCUCCAUUUAUUACCCGUUAUUUCUUACUUCUGCGUUCAACGCAUAAUUGUGAUACAAAUAGUCUAUAGAUCAUUUAAAAAUAACACGGCAUAUUACAUCAGAUCUAAUUCGGCAAUAACUCCUAACUUAAUAUUUCAUUUUGAAUUCUUGAAUUUGAAUUAAAUAACUGUUCCUAUUGAUAUUACUCGUAUAAAUGCUUCCAAUUAUAUA
Messenger RNA from Camponotus floridanus (Florida carpenter ant), 3988 nucleotides. RefSeq names its product activating transcription factor 7-interacting protein 1 (gene wde). Lineage: Eukaryota; Metazoa; Arthropoda; Insecta; Hymenoptera; Formicidae. Gene Ontology annotation, biological process: regulation of DNA-templated transcription. The transcript has 15 exons. Gene Ontology annotation, cellular component: nucleus; transcription regulator complex. Gene Ontology annotation, molecular function: transcription coregulator activity; protein binding. Bases 544 to 3753 code for a protein of 1069 amino acids. The record is from RefSeq and is a predicted model, not a curated record.